Molecule: messenger RNA, 2466 nt
Organism: Hibiscus syriacus
Lineage: Eukaryota; Viridiplantae; Streptophyta; Magnoliopsida; Malvales; Malvaceae
Exons: 8
Coding region: 272-2092 (606 amino acids)
Source: RefSeq, a predicted model, not a curated record
UUCGUCUUCCUUUGAAUCUUUCAUCACAUGGACAUGGAGAUGGUCUCGAAUAUUCGUUUCUUUUCUGCCGCUUCUUCCCUUCAAAGUUUCCAACUUUGAUUCUCUUCAACCGAAAAAACAGACCACGAUUUCAAACACCUUCGCUUUCCGGACAACAAGAUCCGACCGUUUACUUUGCCCCAAAUCUUUGUCAAAAAACCCCAUCAACUUGAAAAUCCCAUAUCAAAGCCAUUCAUCUUCAGACAACACAUGCUAAUUUGAAGCUGUAGGAAUGUCUAGGUGUCCCCAGAACUCAGUUUUGUACAACGGCAGCCAUUGUGCCUGCCAAGUCGGCCGCUUUCUCAACGUUUCGGCCAACAGCUGCAUCACCUAUGAUGGAAGUUCAGCUAUCAAAACUGAUUCGGGGAUUGACUACUACGCGUUCUCCUUCCCCAAGACCUUUAUAUCUUUCGAUUCGAUUAAGAAGUUCACUCAAUCCCAAGCUGUGUUCUUGGAAGCUACUCUUCUGAUGUUGCUUUCAUGGCUCCUUUUUUGCUUCCUCUUGAGGUUUACAAAGCUUGGUGGUGGCAGAAAUGUGUGGUUUAAGAUUAGGUGGUGGAUUAGUCGCUUGGAUGUUUGCUUUGCUACAAGGCAUUGGCUGGAUGAUCAGAAGUUUGUUGUGAAGCGGAAAACAGAACUUGGUGGAACUUUCUCGAUCGCCAGCUGGAUACUUUUCACUGGGCUGUUUGCUGCGCUGCUUUACCAAAUCAUCGCAAAGAGAACAAUUGAAAUGCAUAACGUGAGAGCAACAAAUGCGCCUGACCUAGCUCUGUUCAGGAAUGACAUGGAAUUUAAUAUGACAACAGUUUCUAGUAUGAGCUGCUCGAAUUUGCGACGUCCAACUACUUUACUAUCCGGAAGUUCCGGCUUCAAUGAAGACAAAGUUUUCCCUAUUUCGGGUUUUCUCAACUUUUCAUGUCACAAUACGAGUUUGGGGCCAACCAUAUCUCUCAAGUGCAGCAAUUGCCGACUCCAUCAAGAUUUUUUGUCUGUUUCAUGGCAGUUUGUUGAUCUCCCAAACAGCCCUGCAAGUGCCGUAGGUUUUCAGUUCAAUGUGACUUCAAAAGAUCAUAUCAGGAGUGAUCAUGUGAGUUUCGUUAGUGGCACACUGAAGAAUGGAACCAACUCUGAUAAUAGCCCUGUUACUUUCAGAGGGACGGACACAAACAUAUUGAUAUUCAAUUUAUUUCCCCGUCUAUACCGCAGUGCAAAAGAUCUCAGGCUAGUUCAACCCCUGUUUCAUGAAUUCGUCCCGGGGUCAAUUUUGCGUGAGACCUCUCAGCUCCAGGCCUCAUUAGAGAAUGCUAGUGAUGGACUAAUGAACACUACAUUAUAUGUCAAUUAUCUUAAUUCCUACAUCAUUGAGUCUGAAAAUCAAAAUAUAGUUGGUGCUGUGGGCUUCCUCGCAGAUCUUGGUGGGCUAUAUUGCCUUAGUAUGAUGCUAUUUUUCUUUCUCUUGGUGCAAUGUGAGUUCAGAAUAAAACGGCUCCGCAAUGAAGAUAGCAUUUUACGGAAUAUCAGAAGUAGAAGAAAAGCUCAAGAACACUGGGAUAAAGUGAGAAAAUACGUCAUGUACACGUGGAACUGCAGAACAUUGGAUGUCGAUGACCACUCUAAAACGGAACCUGGUUGUGGUCAUUUCAUGCUUCCAUCGGUCCAUGGUAAUGGAUCAGUUCGUGGAGGGGUGUCAUCGAGGAAGCGAAGGCAGCUAAGUAAUAUUGACCUAAGUUUUCACAAGCAAGUCAGCAGUGAAAAGGCCCUCAAAUGCGAUAUAUCUGGAUCUGCUAAGGACAAGAUAAAACAUUGCAUCGGUUCAAAUGAUGGAGUUGCUGUCCGGCAUCAAGCAUUUCCUAUUGGUGACGAGAUAAUUCCCCCACCACCGCAACUAGAUCUGAAGUCUGGCUCAGAUAUCGAGUUGUCUGAUAUACAGAAGAAUUUUCAACGUUUGUACGACUACAAUGUCAUGCUGAGAGAGGAGUUCAUAGCCACCCAAUCAUUGCUUCGCGAUUUGACUGCUAAGACUCCAUCUCCGGGAACAGAAAGUCAAACGUGAUACUGCUGAGUAUAUCCAAUUCUUUUCAGACAUUUUCCUAUCAAAGCAAAAGGGGUGUUUCAUGCAAUCACCCUGAGGAAUCAGCAUGUAACUGUUUCUUCCUUUUCUUAUCCUUCAAUCAUUUUUGUACAAAGAAGGCGUGUUUUACGGAUGAACCCUACAUGUUUAGUUCUUUAUAUUCCACGCCUCUUUCGGGUCAACUGACCUUACAGCGGAUGCUGCCGGACAUCAUCUUUGCUUAUGAAGAAGGCACAUAUGUUGUUGUAUGUUGAUUUUGUGAUGGAACUCAAUGCUUAUUGUAAACAUGAUACCCAGGGUUUGUGUUGUAAUAUAGUGUAUAUCAUGAACUCGGAGAAUGCAAGAGGGUUAUUCAC